AUGCCUGAGCCUAGCGAGCUAUUCGAAUACACGACUAGGCGGUGGAUAUACAAUGAUGCGCUGAGACAUCGCGAGAGAAAGCGUAUUUUCGAUAUCCCUGGGCUAAAGCGGCUUGCCGCCCUAGCAGUAAAUCAGCGAGAGAUUGACAUCACCGGCUUUGAGAAGCUUGCCGAGGGAGGCCUCAAUCGGACUUUCAUGAUCACAAUGCGAAACGGUUUUCGAUUCGUUGCGCGAGUUCCCUACCCAGUUGUCGAACCAAAAUCUCUAGUGGUCGCGAGCGAGGUAGCUAUAAUGGGGUUUCUUCGUGCGAAUAGCAUCCCGGUCCCAAAAAUCUACGGUUAUUCCGUCUGUUCUGAUAAUGCUGCCGGGGUCGAGUACCUCUUCAUAGAACUAGUUGAAGGGAGAAACUUGGAUGAUAUCUGGUAUACUUUAGCUGAACAGGAGAGAAACAAACUAGUAACGAAACUCGUCUAG
Penicillium macrosclerotiorum is the source of this 474-nucleotide messenger RNA. RefSeq lists its product as uncharacterized. The coding region runs from base 1 to 474 and encodes 157 amino acids. The transcript has 2 exons. Lineage: Eukaryota; Fungi; Ascomycota; Eurotiomycetes; Eurotiales; Aspergillaceae. The record is from RefSeq and is a predicted model, not a curated record. Gene Ontology annotation, cellular component: mitochondrion.